Molecule: messenger RNA, 5394 nt
Organism: Oncorhynchus masou masou (cherry salmon)
Lineage: Eukaryota; Metazoa; Chordata; Actinopteri; Salmoniformes; Salmonidae
Product: SRC kinase signaling inhibitor 1-like
Exons: 21
Coding region: 17-4948 (1643 amino acids)
Biological process (GO): regulation of dendritic spine morphogenesis
Cellular component (GO): postsynaptic density; actin cytoskeleton; cytoplasm
Source: RefSeq, a predicted model, not a curated record
GCGUGGUGGCGGUCACAUGAUCUCAACGGAUGACCUUGAGUACCCGCGGGAGUACCGGACGCUGGGGAACGGGACGCGGCGUUUCUCCAACGUGGGUCUGGUGCACACCUCGGAGCACCGCCACACGGUCAUCGCAGCCCAGAGCCUGGAGGCCCUUACCAACCUGCACAAGGUGGACAUGGAGCGCAAGAGGGACGCCUUCAUGGACCACCUGAAGAACAAGUACCCGCCCCAGCUGCAGCACCCCGGGCAUCAGCACCACAACCCCCCCUCGCCCUCACCCUCCCACGGCAGCAUGAGGCAGCCUGACAGAGAGCGAGCCGCUCGCGAACAGCAACAACCCAACUACUGGAGCUUUAAGAGUCGUAGCCCGCGUCACUCCCAGUCCACCCAGUCUGGGCUAGCUGAGCAGGCUGCUAAACUGUCCUUUGCCUCGGCUGAGUCUCUGGCUGAGACCAUGUCUGAGGCUGACAUCCCCCUGGGGUUCAGCCGAACCAACCGCUUCCGCCAGAGUCUGCCCCUGUCCCGCUCAGCCAGCCAGAACAAGCUGCGCUCCCCAGGCGUGCUGUUCCUGCAGUUUGGGGAUGAGACUCGGAGGGUGCACAUCACCCACGAGCUGAGCAGCCUGGACACGCUGCAUGCCCUCAUCGUGCACAUGUUCCCCCAGAAGCUGACGGCGGGGAUGCUCAAGUCCUCCAACACGGCCAUCCUGAUCAAGGACGAGGCGCGCAACGUCUUCUACGAGCUGGAGGAUAUCCGGGACAUCCAGGACCGCAGCAUCAUCAAGAUCUACCGCAAGGAGCCCAUCUACGCCUCCUACCCCGCCACACACCUGGUCAACGGGGACCUGAGGAGGGAUCUGGUGUACACGUCCCGAGAGUCCUCCCCCACCCGCCGCCUCAACACCCUGCCAUCCUCCUCCGCCUCGCCCCCCUCCGGCUCCCCAGCCCGCUCCCGUCUGUCCUACAGUGGGGGUCGGCCUCCCUCCUUCGCCGGGCCGGGCAGUCACCCCCAGCUCCAACAACACUCCCAGCACCAGCAGCACCCCCAGCAGCACCAGCCCCAGCACUCCCACCACCCAGGAGCCGGCUCACACCACGGGGGCCACAACGCAGGCCUGUCCUCCUCCCCUAGCGCCAUCCUGGAGCGCCGUGACGUCAAGCCCGACGAGGAGGUUUCUGGGAAGAACCUUAUGCUGGUAAAGGAGGGGCUGUACGCCGACCCCUACAGCCUGGUACACGAGGGCCGCCUCAGCAUCGCCUCCACACAGUCGCUGGCCACCAUCGGAGACCCCUUUGGCUUCCCCGUGUCCGGUGGGCUGUACCGCCGCGGCUCUGUGCGCUCCCUCAGCACCUACUCUGCUGCCGCCCUGCAGGGGGAGCUGGAGGACGCCCUGUACAAGCCUGGAGGUCCCCUCUACUCCGACUCCUAUUCCUCAGCCACACUGGGCAUGGGCUUCCGCAUGCCCCCCUCCUCCCCACAGAAGAUCCCUGAUAUGCAGCUGAGGGACAGGGGAGACUCGUUCUCUAGCUCCCCCAGCCGAGCCUCCCCGGUCAGGCAGAACUUCCGCAAGGACUCAGCCUCCUCUUCCGUGUUUGUGGAGAGCCCCAAGUCCAGGCCCAGCUCCAGCUCUGACCCUCUGGCCCUGCAGGCCGGGCCGGGAGGGGACGGGAGCAGGUUUGCGCCCGGAUACAGCUCCCCACUCCCUGGAGAGACUUCUGAGUCCAGGGACCGUGCGGACCGUCUGGACCGUAUGGAGGCCAUGGAGAAGCAGAUAGCCAGUCUGACAGGCCUGGUUCAGAGUGUACUGACCAAAGCACCCGACAGUGACAGCACAUGCGGCCUACUGCGUCUCUGCAUGAUGGCGGGCUGCCCUCCGGACCAGGGCUCGGAGUUCUCACGGCCCUUCCCUUUCUCUUCCAGCGAGAAGACCGAAUCCAACAGCGACGGUUCCGCCAAUGGAACUGGGCGGCUGAAGCGGAAAGCUCUGACGCCGUCGGCCCCGCUGGCUCUGAUGCCCCCCCCUCCCUCCGGAGACAGCCAGGUCACCACCGUCACCCGGCUGCAGAUGCAGCUUCACCUCCACGACCUGCAGCAGAACGCCACCGAUCUGCGCAAACAGCUCUCCCAGCUCCGCAAGAUGCAGCUCCAGAACCAGGACAGUGUGAAGACGCUGCUGAAAAGAACGGAGAAGGAGCUGAAAGUGCGUGUGAGUGAUGCUCUGAGGAAGCAGGAGGACCCUCUGCAGCGACAGCGCCUCCUGGUGGAAGAGGAGAGACUCAAGUACCUAAACGAGGAGGAGUUUAUCAUCCAGCAGCUCCAUGACCUGGAGAAGUCAGUGGAGGAUAUCCAGAAGGGUUCGUCUGUCAAUCACAAACUGGUGACGGUUCAGGAGCUGGAGGAGAAGGCCUCACUUCUGAGGAAACUAGGAGAGACACUCACAGAGCUCAAGAACCAGUUCCCCAGUCUGCAGAGUAAGAUGCGGGUGGUGUUGAGGGUGGAGGUGGAAGCCGUCAAGUUCCUGAAGGAGGAGCCACACAGACUGGACGCCCUGCUGAAACGCUGCAAGAGCGUCACUGACACACUGACCACUAUGCGCAGGCAAGUGAACGAGGGCGUGUGGAAGAAGCAGGAGGACUUCCCCAAGCACAGCAGUGAGGACUUCCGUAAGAGCUCUGACUUUGACAUGCCCACCAGCCCCCCUCUCAACCUCAGUGACCUGAGGGGCGGCAGCAGCCUGUCUAACUGGAGCCCCCACUCCAGCCACAGUCACGGUCAUGGACACAGCCACCCCUCCUCUGGCCCUCACAGGGACACUCAUCCCCCUGUGCCUCACAAGGGCCGGGCCCUGGAAGAGCUGGCCAACCGCGCUGCCGCUGAUAAGGCUGUGUCUGUAGAGGUUCGACUGGCAGCAGAGCGGGACUGGGAGGAGAAGCGGGCCAGUCUGACCCAGUACAGUGCUCAAGACAUCAACCGUUUGCUGGAGGAGACCCAGGCUGAGCUGAUGAAGGCCAUCCCAGACCUGGACUUUGCCGUCAAGCAGAUCAACAAGCCCUCCUCCAACACACCCUCCCAGUCUCAGACCCCCCAGAGUGGGGGAGGGACCCCAGAUCACCGCCCUACCAAGCCCCAGCACGCCACACACAAGCUCUCGGGGAAGGAACCUGGCUCCAGACGUGGUUCUGAUGCAGAGCAGCUGACAGUGACUCGCUAUCGUACAGAGAAGCCCUCGAAGUCGCCCCCUCCCCCCCCACCUCGACGCAGCUUCCCAUCAUCCCCGGCUGGACUGAUCACCCGCAGCGGAGAGACCCUUAUCCCCGGCAAGAACAUGAAGUCGGAGGUGGAGGAGGCAGAAGCACAGAAGCCCCACGUGAAGCUGCGACGGACGGUCUCUGAAAGCCCGCGUCCUGCGUCCACCCCUCCCACCAUCGCCUCUGGAGACAAGGAGGAGGGAGAGGAGGACAUGAUCGCUGCUGAACUGGAGCUGUUUCAGAGAGCCCCCCCCAGGCUCAACCACCCCCCUCCCCUGUCCCUGCCCAGUGCCCCCCGCAGCAGGACCAGCGUGCCCCCCUCCAGCCUCGACCUAUGGCCCCCAGGGGCCCCGUGCACCAAGCUGUCUAGAGCAUCGUUGGACUGCUCUGGCCUACAGUGGAAGCAGGGCAGCUCAGAAUGCAUACUGGCAUCACACUCACAGGCACAGAGCACGGCCCUUCCUGGUCCGUCCUUCUCUCUUGUCCACCGGAUCGUGCCGACAGAGUGCUUGUCAGUUUCACCCUCUCCCUCAGAAGGCUUUGUUAGAGACUUGACACAGGACCAUCAGAUAUCCCCAACAGUGGACCAGUCCCAGAGCCAGACUGCUCCUCCCCAGACAGCCCCCAAGAUCCAGGAGGUCUCUAAGGGGAAGGAUCCCGUCAGCCAGCCCCAGAGGAAGCUCUCUCGGCGGGGGGAGCUGAGAAUCCUGGAGUCCUUUGAGAAGGAGGAAGAGAGGGAGGAGAGAGAAGAGCUGUCCUUGGUGCUGACUGAGCUGGGGGUGAUGGUGAUGUCACCCUCGGAGGCUCAGAAGCUCAGCAGAACCUGGGGAGAGGCUCUACAGACACUCACCAUCCCACCUCAGCCUUCAGAGGGAAGCACUGAAACCCGUCUGUGUGGGGCUCCACUACUGGUGUUCUUCAGGGAGAUUGUGACGGUCAGAGAGGCCUACAGGAAGCUGCAGUUACUGCUGGGCAGAGAGGAGGACACAGGGUCAUCCAAUGUGGUCCCCAAGCCUAGAGCAGGAUCUUCUCACAGCAGCCUGAGCAGCAGCCCCAGUACCCUGGGCUCCAGGAUAACUCUCUCCCCUGAGCAGCAGGACUCUCUGAGAGAGGUUCUGAGGAGAGGGGUGGAGACGGGGGCCAGGAACCUGACACUCCCUCACAGCACUGGAAUAAAGAGCAUUCUUGCCACCCUUCCGGAGCCCAGUCAGGACUCUGCAGAAGCAGCAGUGAAACCCAAUGGGUCUGCAGGGUGUGAGGAGAGCCAGGCCAGGGAAGAACAGGGACCGAACCCCUGGAAGCAGGGAGAGGACAUUAGGAGCAGCACCUACAGGAGGCUGGACAGCUUGGAUGAAACCAUCCGCGAGCUGGAGAACACCCUGCUGGAGCUCAGUGGCCACCCCACCACAGUGCAUCUCUCCAACCGCACACACCCCACUGACACUUCCUUGUCAGAGGCUCCAGACCCAGCCCAGAUGCCUGGCACCAGCACCCCAGAGACCAAGAAGCCCCCAGUCCCACCCAAGCCCAAACCCUCCUACACUCCUGCCACGAUGACAAAGGGAGGCAACAGCUCUUCAGCUGUGGGUAAAGUCCACUCCUCGGCUGCCUCCAGACUGAAGCACCUGCAGCAGAGCGGCACAGAGAAGACCAAAACUGGCAAGAGGGAAGACUUCCUCAAGGGCCAGCAGCAGUGAGUGAGGGACCAGCCUGUGCCCCGUGCCUGUCCUCUCCAGACUCCUCCUCAGCACCAACCACCUGACUACAGAGCUGCAUCUGACCCCCAUCCCCUGCUACUCCUAGUCCAUGCCCUUAAGCUCCCCUCCCCUCUGUUGGCUUAACAUGGGUAUUAGCCGUCUCUGACUCCUGUACCCUCUCAUGUCCUACAUUGACCCCACAAUGCACAAGAUAGCUACCACUCUCACCUUGGUGUGUUUGUGUGUGUGUUCUGUAUGUUUGUGUGUGUGCAUGUCUGAGUGAAUGGAAGGGUGCUGUCAGGGACCACUACCAACUAAAGGACUGUACUCUGUUUUCAUUUCUCUUUUUCCCCCUGAAACCUUUACAAUUUUCCCCAAUUCUCCAUGUUCCUCCUCCUGUUCCUCCUGUUCCUGGUCUGUCCCUGGGUCUGACCCGUAGGCCCAUG